Molecule: messenger RNA, 796 nt
Organism: Nelumbo nucifera (sacred lotus)
Lineage: Eukaryota; Viridiplantae; Streptophyta; Magnoliopsida; Proteales; Nelumbonaceae
Product: peamaclein-like
Source: RefSeq, a predicted model, not a curated record
AGGCUAGGCUCUCACCACUCAGCCACCCAUUAUUCCUCACUACUCACUCCACUCCUCCAUAUCUCUGUUAAUCUUCUUUUUCUUUUCUUCUCUUACCCUCUUUAGUAGUGGUGCACCCACCUCCAAAAGAAAAAAGGAAUUAAGAAAAUGAAGCUCGUCCUUGCAGUUUUUCUACUUGUUUCUCUCAUUCUGAGCUCUUAUCUUCUUGAGGCAACCGCUCAAGGUCCUUCCUUGCCUGAUUAUACAGGUUUGUGUACACCCAAGUGCAACGGGAGGUGCUCAAAAGCAGGGUAUCAGGACAGGUGCAUGAAGUACUGCAUGAUCUGCUGCCAGGAUUGCAAAUGCGUUCCAUCGGGGACUUACGGAAACAAGCAUGAAUGCCCUUGCUACAGAGACAAGAAGAACAACAAGGGCAAACCCAAAUGCCCUUGAAUAUCUCUCUCUCUCUCUCUUUUUCUGUUUUGGAUUUUUGAGAGUUAGAGUGAGACAGCAACUUCAUUGGGAUUUGGGAACCCGCUUAGUAAUCUGUUGUAUACCACUGUUGCUAUUGUUAUAAUUAUGAUCAUGAAUCAUGAUGGGAGUAUAUAGCGUACGCAUUCAGUAGAAGUUACUUAGAUCAUAGACGUCCCACAUAUAAUAGUAUAUAUAUAUAUAUAUAUAUAUAUAUAUGUAAUAAGAGGAGGGUCUUGGCGUCUUGCGCGCUUGGCCUUUCUGUGAAUGGUUUUUGAUGUAUAUGAUCAUGGUGUUUGUGAUUGCGUGAGUUAUCAGUACAAAUAGAUUGUUUGUUCAUUACAAA